Messenger RNA from Branchiostoma belcheri (Belcher's lancelet), 912 nucleotides. RefSeq lists its product as uncharacterized. NCBI's taxonomy places the organism in Eukaryota, Metazoa, Chordata, Leptocardii, Amphioxiformes, Branchiostomatidae. The transcript is spliced from 5 exons. The coding region runs from base 93 to 527 and encodes 144 amino acids. The record is from RefSeq and is a predicted model, not a curated record.
CAAAUAAAACGCCUAUGAAAAAAGGCCAUCAAAUUUUUUCCCAGGGCUUGAUCAUCCAAAUACAGUAUAAUUAGUACAUCAUACAGGACAGAAUGGCGGACUUCUCUGGGAAGUGGACCGUCACGGAAUGGGACGACGACAGCUUCGUCAAGUUCUUCGCCGCUAUGGGUGCACCUGACCCAAACAUGGCAUUGGGACUUUUCAAAACGGUCGAAACCUACGAGAUUAUCGACAAGGGAGACACCGUCAUCUUAAGGAUUCCCGACCCUGCGAGUGAGGGGGGAGAGAGAGACAUUCCGUUUAAAGUAGGGGAGGAGAGUGAAGCAUUGGGACCGGUGGGAGUACCAGUGAAGAAAUUUACGAUCAAGGAGGGAAACAAGCUGAUAUUCCACGAGACAGCUCCAAACGGACAGAAAAACAUCACUGUUCGCGAGCUGCAGGGGGACAAGAUGAUACUUACAAAGACUCACGAAGGCACGGGUGUUACCGGAAGAUGCGUGUUCAAGAAAGUAGGAAGUAAACUCUGAGGACUCUUUGCGCUGCUUCUGUAUCAUUCUAAAUUCAGAAGGCCAAUUACGCAAUGUCAGGCCAUAUCCCUACGAAAUAUUUCUUGUUUAUGUAACUUUUAUGUGUACCUGCGUCGUAACGUUACCCUUAUAUCAUUUCAAUACUAACUUAGUUAUAGAGUCAACUAUGUGGGGUCGUGUGGCGUAGCGGCAGAGUGCUCGACUCAGAACCUAGAGGUCCCGGGUUCGAGUCCUGACAUGCCACCAAUCUUGUGCCCUUGGAACUUUACACGACUAUCCUCACUUCGCUGAGGUGAAAAUGAGUAUUGUAUUGUCCCCUGUGUUGGUGGCGGCAUUAAUAUAAGUUUGAAAAACUUGAGUGUGCCGUCACCACGUCUUGUGAUUA